This is a messenger RNA of Galleria mellonella (greater wax moth), 1736 nucleotides long. RefSeq lists its product as uncharacterized. The transcript is spliced from 2 exons. Lineage: Eukaryota; Metazoa; Arthropoda; Insecta; Lepidoptera; Pyralidae. The coding region runs from base 18 to 1736 and encodes 572 amino acids. The record is from RefSeq and is a predicted model, not a curated record.
UCAACAUUAAAUUAAAAAUGGCCAUUAAUAAAGUAUUAAUUGUAUUCACAUUAACAUUGUUAACAAGUGCGAAAGGUGCUGAUUUAAUAGAUAUAUCUGUUAAUAUUGCACAUUCCAUAUUCUAUAACAACUCUGUAACAACAGUGAUGUGGUCUCCAAAUAGCUGUGAUGAUGUUACAAUGUUUUUAUCAAAUUAUCAAGGUCUCACGUAUCGUGCGCCAUUAGAAAUUAACGACAAUGUACGUGAAAUUAAAAUCACACAUACUCGUAACUAUAAACAAGUCGUCCUUUUUAUAUCAAAGUCUAAUGAGUUUGAAAACUACAUUAAUUUAAUUUAUGAAAUUAUAAUUGAACCUAUUCGAAUAAUAUUAGUGUUGACUAAUGAAGAUGCAAACUUAACAGAAAUCACUAACAUUUCUUGGAAAUAUGAUAUCGCUGAUAUCUUCAUAUUACAUAACGAAAAUAAUACAGCAAAAAUAUAUACAUAUUUUCCAUAUAGUAAUGGAAUCUGUGAUGAUACUACGCCAGUCCUGUUAAAUGAUGUAUGGGAUAUAAAAGUGGUUCACAAAAAUAAAUUUAAAAACUUUCAAGGCUGCCCAAUUAAAAUUACUUUAAUGCAUCUUAAUCCAUACAUUACAUAUAAUAAAGUAAAUGAUACAGUCACGUCCAUAGCUGGUACAGAAGCUGAGCUACCUUUUAUUCUUAGUUAUGUACUGAAUGCUAGUUUGGAGAUUUUACCUGCCUCUUUAACUGUUAAUAUUUCAAAUUCAACCAACACCGAACUCUUUUCAAAUGUGAGAGAUCGUAUAAGUGAUAUAGUAAUACCUAGUACAGUAUUGGAUGUGUACAGGUACAAAUUGUCACAAAUAUCUUAUGUGUAUAACGUUAAAAUAUAUUGUUGGGUAGGACCACCGCGGAGAGCAAUUGAAACGUGGUCCAAAAUUAGACACGCUUUCUUUAGCAAUUCGAUUAGUCCAUUUUUCUGGACAACGUUCGCAAUAUUUGUAGUAUUAUUAAAAUUCAUUCCAAAAUGUUAUUCACUUAGACACAAAGGUGAAAAAGAUGUUCUUAUUAAAGCAUACUCGAUUUUUCUAGGACAAGAAACUAAAUUUAAAACUAAAUCAGCUUUAAUUACUAGUCUUUUUACUAUGUGGAUCUGGUUUUGUGUCGUUGUACGUCAGGUGUUUCAAGCAAAUUUAACGAGCGGCUUACAAAACGUAUUUUUGGAGGCACCGUGGACGUCUAUGGAUGAUGCAGUAAAUGAAGUUGAAGGUUACGGAGGGGGACUCCUAUAUAAAUCAAUGCUAAAGGGCUCUAAACUAGAAAAUGAUUAUCAAACGAUCGAAAUGCGUGGUAAUUAUACAUGGCUUCAACAUAUUGCGAAGGGAAAAAGGUUUAUCGUAUUCGCCGAUAAGCUAGUGAUUCAACUGUUAAAUUUAGGUACAGACUUACAAUAUAUUGGUUCGAGGACAUACUCUGCACCCUCUUGCUUAUUCAUGAGACGUGGAUGGCCAGCUGCAAAAAGAAUUAACGAACUCAUUCUAAGAGCAAUUGAAUCAGGAUUUGUUGUAAAAGCAACUAAAGAUGAACAAUUUAAAAGUAUGAUAACUCUACAUUUAGACAAUACAAAUGCAGUUAAAGAUCCUCAGCCCCUAAGUUUGAAUGAUUUUAAAGGAAUCCUUCUCUCCCUAUUAUCUGGGAUAUUAUUAUCCCUAUUACUAUUUAUGAAAAGUUAA